AUGCGAAAACUCGGCGAAAAAAGAGUGACAAGAAUCCAGGCCGCUCAAGUUGCAUUGCUCCCCCAGCCGCAAACCCGAGCAGAAGUAUCACCGGUGACUGACCUCGAGCCCGGUCCACAACCUCUCCAUCUAGGACCCGCACCUGGAAAGAGGUCCAUCACUUCCUCAACUUCGGAGCACACCGGCAAGAAAACUCGAUUGAUGCCACAAAGCUCGCCUCGCCAGGAGACUAUGCAGUGGCAGAGCAUUAUCGGUUCGGGCCUGACAGUCCGAGACGAAUCUCCUUGGGGUACUUUCAGAAAAUACUACGAUUGUGACUUAGCUGGCCCAGUCGCGGUAUGUGUUAGAUCAUCUGGAGACCGCGGCAUCUGGGCGGUGCGCCAUGUUUCCGCACUCCGGAACUUCUGUACACACUGGGGGGAUUUCGACCCUCUCGUUCUGGAUCAUAUCGUCGCUUGUAAGGCCUUCCCAGACGAGCAGGAGCUGGCAGCCAUAAUGUCUCAGCUCGUUGACGGGCUGUUAUAUCUCGUGGCGAACAACUUCCAUCACACAUCUCUGGACUGUUCUAGCGUCAUUGUGAAUCUCAAUGGGCAGGUCAAAAUCGCACGGAUCGAUUGCUGUGUGUUCCGGCAAAGAGGCAGAGUCGAUGCCAGUGACCUGGUACCAGUCUCGAAAAUUAUGAUGGAAUUGAUGCAAAAAUAUAUCAAAGAAGAUGGGGCUGUAGGCAUCGAUAAUCUCGACCGCUGGAGAACCUGCCCGGCUGCGAUCGAAUUUCUCUGCGCCACAACCUCGGCAGGCUCUUUUGAGGAACUGAAAGAGCAACGACUGUUGACGGAAAUCUCAUGCUGCCCAGGGAAUCUCAUCGGAAUUGCGUGGUUCGCGUUGAUCUCUGCUCGCACAUUCUACUCGUACACGCCAAGGCCCAUGAAGAAAGAUUAA
Molecule: messenger RNA, 939 nt
Organism: Penicillium waksmanii
Lineage: Eukaryota; Fungi; Ascomycota; Eurotiomycetes; Eurotiales; Aspergillaceae
Exons: 5
Coding region: 1-939 (312 amino acids)
Source: RefSeq, a predicted model, not a curated record